Molecule: messenger RNA, 1344 nt
Organism: Phlebotomus argentipes
Lineage: Eukaryota; Metazoa; Arthropoda; Insecta; Diptera; Psychodidae
Gene: Sfxn1-3
Product: sideroflexin-1-3
Exons: 4
Coding region: 317-1279 (320 amino acids)
Biological process (GO): serine import into mitochondrion; monoatomic ion transport
Cellular component (GO): mitochondrial inner membrane
Molecular function (GO): monoatomic ion transmembrane transporter activity
Source: RefSeq, a predicted model, not a curated record
CAUCUGCUGGAAUUGGGGAGAAAUUCCAUGUGACAUCGCGCGCGCCCGGAAUUGUCCCGACGCAGUACUCGCGUGUGCAUUUGUGUGAGUGUGACGGGAGACAAAAUUAGAGAGGCUGAGAAAAAUAUUAUUUUGUGAUAACAUUUCAGCACUACGGCUAGUGAUUACUCGAUCAUCGAGGAGUGCGAUCAGUGCUGCAACUCACGAGCUUUAACACCAUCUUGUAGACUGCGCCAGGUGUGGUUUUGGAACCCCAGAGCACGAAUCCUCCAUUCCGCACAAUCUCCAGAAUAUCCCCCAAGGAAAGCCCGAGAAAAUGUCCUCACUUCCGCGCGUGAAUCUCGAUGAGCCGCGAUACGAUCAGAGCACGUACCUCAAUCGAGCUAAACACUUUAUCAUUCUAACAAACCCCCUCAACGUCUUUGUGUCCACCAGUGAACUCGAUCGGGCGGCCAAAGUUGUCCAGGACUACAAAGCUGAGAAGCCAGUGGAGGCGAAGAGCAUCAAUGAUGUCUGGCGCGCAAAGUACAUUUACGACUCUGCCUUUCAUCCGGAAACGGGUGAGAAGAUGAUCAUCAUCGGGCGGAUGUCAGCCCAAGUGCCCAUGAAUAUGCUCAUUACUGGGUGUAUGAUGACCUUCUACAGGUCCACGCCGGCUGUGGUCUUCUGGCAGUGGCUCAAUCAGUCGUUCAAUGCCCUGGUGAACUACACAAAUCGCUCUGGCUCGUCGCCAAUCAGCAACAAUCAGCUGUUCACGUCCUACUGCCUGGCCACGGGUGGCGCCCUGGCCACUGCUCUCUCCCUCAAUCGUCUGUGCAAGUCUGCGCCACCACUGGUGGGGCGUCUGGUGCCGCUGGCCGCCGUGGCGGCUGCCAAUUGCAUCAACAUCCCCAUGAUGAGGAUGCAGGAGCUGCAGCAGGGCGUGGAGUUGUACGAUGACAACAACAAUCGCGUUGGAGUGUCGAAGAAUGCCGCCCAGAAGGGCAUCACGGCGGUGGUGUUGAGCAGAAUAAGUAUGGCAAUGCCCGGAAUGGUGUUCACGCCCAUGCUGGCGACAUUCCUGGAGAAGAAGGGCGUCUUCAGGCGCCUGCCCUGGGCCAAUGCACCCAUCCAGACGCUCUUCUGUGGCUUCUGUCUCACCUUUGCCACGCCCCUGUGCUGCGCACUGUACAGCCAGAAGGCCAGCAUCCGGGUGGAUCAGCUGGAGCCGGAAGUGCAGGAGAAUGUGAAGAAAGUCUCGCCGGACAGCAAGGUGGUGUACUUCAACAAGGGCCUCUAGACGCCCCUCCGCCACUUCUGUUACCAAGCAAUAGUCCAUUUAAAUGCAUUUUUGUUGUGGAGAAA